This is a messenger RNA of Aplysia californica (California sea hare), 4568 nucleotides long. Its product is annotated as nucleolar and spindle-associated protein 1. Lineage: Eukaryota; Metazoa; Mollusca; Gastropoda; Aplysiida; Aplysiidae. Gene Ontology annotation, biological process: mitotic cytokinesis; mitotic chromosome condensation; establishment of mitotic spindle localization. Gene Ontology annotation, molecular function: microtubule binding. The record is from RefSeq and is a predicted model, not a curated record. Gene Ontology annotation, cellular component: microtubule; mitotic spindle; nucleolus. The transcript has 11 exons. The coding region runs from base 73 to 1977 and encodes 634 amino acids.
CCCGGAGAAGCGGAAGCGAAACUUGAGACUUGAAUGAAACUUGGAUGAAAACAUUGUCAAACACGCAACAAAAUGCCCACCAUGGAACCUGGCGAGGAUAUAGAUCUACAUUUUGAAACAAUGAAGUAUCACGAGCUUCAAAAACUUGCAAAAGCUGCUGGUAUCAAAGCAAAUCAAAAGAUUGACAAACUGGUUAAGGCACUUCAGGAGCAUCAUGCUAAAGCAGAAAGCUUCAGUAGCCCUAAAGCUGCCCCACAGUCUUCUCAGAACAGUGACAUUGUGACUCCACAAACAUCACAAGCAAAGACGGCGACAUCAAAAAAAUCUGUUGAUCGAUCAGGAACCCAGUCCACCCCGGGGUCUUCAAAGAGUGUCUCUUCAAAAUGCGAGAAACAAGACAGGAAGCCUACCAGUGCUUCAGAUAAACAGAAAUCUGAGAUAGAAAAUGAUAAGAUGACAUCAAGAAAGAGAAGACGUACCUUUGAAUUGGAUGAACCUACCCUGAGUCCUUGCAGCACACCUUCCUCUGAAAAUGAAGGCAAGAGAAAAGAAACAAGAUCUUCCACUAGCACUCCUAAAACAGCACCAAUGGAGGAAGAGCCUGUUAACAAAAGGAGUAGACGGAAUACUUUUGAUAAAACUCCCUCUCAGGACGCCACAGAGAACAGAACUAUGUUUAUCCCUGGAUCCUCAGGAAAAGUGAUGUUAGAGUGUGAGAAAGAAAUAAGGAAAUGUAAUAAUAGUUUCAAUGAGGGAGAUCCUGAAACUACCAGUGAUAAACAAAUUUCAAGAAAAAGAAGACGUACAUUUGAGUUAGAUGAGCCUACUCUGGGCCCUUGUAGCACACCAUGCACUGAAAGUGAGGGCAAACGCAAAAAACUAGCACCCCUAAUGGACACUCGUAAAGCAGCGCCAGUGGAACAACCUGAAGAGAAACUGAUUCGAAGAGAAACAUUUGAUAAAAAUCCUUUUCUGGAGAUCAAAGAGAAGAAUGUCACAACACAGAGAUCAACUCGAUCAUCUAGCAGUCCUAGUACAAGGGCCAUUAUAGACUCAAUGGAUGCAAACAUAUCUAGCGCAGAGCGGAAAGCCAAACUUUUGUCUGCUCUUGAUAAGAAAGUUCAAGAAAAAGUGAAUUCCAGUCCCUCUGAAGCUGUUGGACAGCAGCACAGUCAGAUCCCUAGAUUUAUGGCUUUCCUGACCAACAAGAAGAAGGCGGAAGCACAAAAACCACCUACACCAGGCAACAAAGACUGGACCAAGAUCCAUAACAAAGCAUUUGCUAAAUUUGAUUCGAUUGAUGUUUACUUGGAAAAGAAGCAACAGCGAGUCCAGCAGUUAUCAAACAGUGCAAAAAAGACAGCCGUUUCGAAGACUCCUCAAAAAACAUUUUCUCAGGCUAAAGUUGCAAAACCAGUGUCUAGGCCAGCAGCACAAGUUAAGCCGUUCGUUCCCACGGUGACUUCUACCAAGGGUAUCAACUUUAACUUCAACAAAACUCCAACCUCUGGUGCUGGAAAAACGCCUUCCACUUUGAAAUCUGCUAGAAAAUCGUUUACAAACGGGGGACCUGCAAAGACGCCUAAGCUCUUGAAUGUGACAUCUGCACAGAAGCCGUCAGACUCGGCUAAGAAAGCAACACCUUUCAAGUUUACUGGAUUGACUGGCAAAGCGAGUUCCUUGAACACCACACAGCACUCGCAGAAGAAAACUUUUGACCUGAAGGCCAGUCUAGCGAAACCACUCACUUGGAAGCCACACACUGGCAAGCUGCAAACUGUGGACUUUAAUAAGCCUGCCUUUGUUUCUGCCACCAAGUCUUCUGUACAAAAAGCUGUCAUUCGACCUUCACGGCAAGCCAUGGCAAGCAAGACCAGGCCUACUCAUGCAAAGGAUGUCCACAGAGCCAAGCAGCUGGACAGGAGAAAUAAUCAGAAAUAUAUCGACAUGAUGAAACGCAGAGGACUUAUUGCAUAAAUUCACUGACAUGUUUUAGAUUUUUAGGGACAUGUGUUGAAAAUAGAGUAGAAUGAAUUAUGUUGAUACAUUUUGUUUUGGAAUGAUCUCAGUGGAAAGGCCAUAAAACAGUUCAAUGCAGAUUCUGUCAUUUUUAUUAUAACAGUAGAUAGAUUCAUGUUUAGGGGGAUUGGCUUGCAAAAAAGGUUUAAUAUAUUGAUCUAGUGUAAGUAGAGCACUCUGUAACAUUUCAAAAUUCCUAGUCGUCAAUAGCAAGAUACUUGUAAUGUGUGCAUAACUAAAUGUUCUGCAAAUAAAAUUGUGAGGCAAGUUUUUCACUAUUUGUGUAACCACCCUGUGAAAUCAGGUACUGGUCAAUUUUUGGGCAUGUGAAAUUAUUUUUGUAUAAUUUUAAAGCUUGAUUAUUUGCCUUGCUUUUGCUGAAAAAAACAAAACAAACAAACCCAAAACAACUUGUCUAUCUUGAAGAAAGUGGGGCUCAACUGUUGUCAGAGGUAAAAUUUACGAAAAAAGUUCAAUGACAUCCUAAACAGGCGUGUCUUUGGAAAAGGAAAAUUUACAUUUUUUUGGUGCUUUUAAUCGUUUUUCGGCAAUUCCAUGCAGGAAUGUGUUUUAAAAUACGUGAAAGGUGUUGAGCCCAAAACAAAAAAUUUGUUUUCAAAAAAUAUAAUUGUGGGCCUUUUCUUGUUAGACAAUAAAUAACGCAAUCGAAGACUUUGAGCUCUGAGUGUUAAAUCUGGUUACUUAUAAAAAAUCACUGGUUAAGUUAAGGUUGACUGACCAAAACACGAAAACUUAUCAGUAACAAUUUUUCUGUUCUGUUCCAUUAAUGCCUGAAAAAAACUCACUGCUUGGUGCACUUAUUGGUGGUACCAUGCUGGACUGAUGUAGACGGCCCUGGUUCGAAUCUCCAAUUGGGUGUUCUUAAACUCGUGUUGUUUGGGGUGUAUUCUAGGCUCUGUACUCACUUUGUGGAUUCCUCUCAGAGUUCCGCUUUUUUAAUAACUUUAAAUGUAUAGAACGGGGCAUAGCUAAUCCAGUACAUUUAACAACUGCCCACUGCCGUAAGUCUCUCUGCAAUGGAGUGGGCUCUAAGAGACUCAUAGACCUUGGUGACUCUGAAACACUUAUGUUAGCUGACUGGGGGGAACCAGCUCCAUGUUUGUGGUGCUUGCAGUCUACACCACUAUGUGCGUGAAAUUCUGAACUUAAUUUCUCAUGUGAUUAUUUUUUUAUUGGCUCAUGGUACACACCAUAUAUAUUAAAUUGUGACCCAGAAAAGCAAACACUUUCGAUAUAAGACUGUCUGAAUAUGUUGUUAAAGUGGCUUCUAGUAGUGAAGGAAAUCCUUUUGAAUAAUUAUCCACAGAUCAUUCAGAAUUGGGAGGGAAUUACAUAUAUAAGUGCACUCUAGAUAUUAGGACAUCCUCUCAGUCGUCUCUGAAAAUACAUGUAGACUGAAUUAUUGAGCUUUACCCAAAAAAUACAAUCCCAUAUGUAUUUGUAAGUUUUCGAAGUUUGGUGUCAAAAUGUCCCAGACUUUUUAAAAAAGUGAGAUCUUCUGGCUCUUUGGAUAAGCUUACUACUGAAUUGUUUUGAACUACACUUAGAAAUUAACCUUUUCUUUAACAGUGAUAAGUUUUAGUACAAGUGCCACUGUGAUGGUGUGUCAGGUAACUUUUAAGUGACGGCAUUUUCAAUGAGUUUAAGGGGAAAUGAUAUGAUAAAUAUUUUUGCUCCUUACUUGCAGCUGCGAAGUUACCAAGUUAAUGAAUUUAAGUAAGGGCCGCCAAAUGUAUUGCAACAACACUAUUAUCAGUGUCUGCAGAUUACAUGCACAGGCAACUAUGAGUAAGUUUGAUGUCACCAUGGAUGCAAAAUAGUCAAUUCAUCUGUUGGUUUUAUUUUGUCAUUGUCUAACCAUUGCGAUUUUUUUGAUCAGAUGUAGUCAUGUAUACAUAUAUUUUUUGACACUGAGCCUAGACUAGCAGUACUGAAAUCAAGUUAACGGAAAGAAGCUUAGAAAAGUACAUACAUUUACACAUGUGUAUGUGUACUUUGGGGUGAGGUUAUGGGCUCUCAUUUAGUUGUGGUAUUGGUGGCUAAUGUGUGAAGUAGUCAGUCAAAGAUUUGUCGUUGAUAUUGGCAUCCUCAGUUUCUGAAGAUUAUCUCCCAAACUUAUAAUCACAAUGCCAAAUGCUUCACUUUUACUUUUAAAAGGACCUCAAACUGAUCAAAGGACAAGUCAUUCCUGCAUUGUUUUUUGUUGUGUUUUCCCCUGCAAUAUUCCAUACUUCCUUCACGCUCUUUGCUUUUCUAAAAAGAACUGGUUGUUGGUUUUAUUUUAUUUGUUCGCCGGCCUCUUUGAGACACUAUAAAUAGCCUAAAGACAAGAUUUAGCCUCAUUCUCAUGAGAUUUUUAACAGUUUUAGUUACCUUAUUCAUCUGUCAUGCAUUUUUGCGUGUGAUAUUGUCGAAUGUUGUUAGUUUGUUUCAUUAUUUUGUUUUAAGAAAUGGUGUUAGUAAGCUAUUUGUGUGGCUUGUGUUGGAAGUUUAUAGUCUUAUUAAACAUAAUAUGUAUCAUACCAACA